AUGGAGGAGCCAAAGACACCCACCCAGAAGCCCGUUGAAGUGGCUCCCCCAGAGGACUGCUAUCUAGGCACGAUAUCCCCCGUCCCUAGUGGUGAAGGGGAGCCCAACAACCGCCACGGAGAAGCACACAUGGGCAGAUACCGUCGUUCGUUCCGCUCGCGACACAUCCAGAUCUUGUCACUGGGCAGCAAUAUCGGCAGUGGACUAUUCAUCUCCACCGGCAAGGCUCUGCGGAAUGCUGGGCCGGGGAAUAUGAUUAUUGGGUAUGGGGUUGUUAUGACCAUGGUUAUAGCAGUACUGCAGACAUUAACAGAGAUGACGGUUGCAUUCCCCGUCAGCGGCAAUGUCAUCGACUAUGCGGAUCGGUUCAUAGACCCUGCCGCUGCCUUUGCUAUCGGGUUGGGCGAGUGGCUUGCUUGGACGACGGUGCUGGCGUCGGAAGGCGCUGCUUUCAAUGUCGUUGUUCAGUACUGGACUGAUGCUGUGCCGGUAGCGGCUUGGAUGACAAUCAUCCUCAUCAUCACCUUUGCGGUCCACGCGUGCCCUAACCGGGUCUUCGCCGAAGUCCAAUAUGCCACUGCCUUGGUGAAAGUAGCAAUGAUGCUUAUUUUCAUCGGUACAAGCUGUGCCAUGCUCGCCGGUGCUGGCCCAACAGGUACCGUCCAUAACGGACAAUACUGGCGCGAGCUGCCUCCAUUCCUGCAUAAUGUGAAGGUGAGCAAGUCUGCAUCCCUAGCCAUCGUCAACACGCGGUUUCUCAUUGCAGGGGAACGACAUAGGGCACAUGUCUCUGCGCCAUCUACGCCAUCUGGGGAGUAG
Molecule: messenger RNA, 819 nt
Organism: Monascus purpureus
Lineage: Eukaryota; Fungi; Ascomycota; Eurotiomycetes; Eurotiales; Aspergillaceae
Source: the annotation of a GenBank genome assembly